CGCGUUCGUCUAAAACGUGGAUAAAAACGUGUUUUGGCCGGUGGGACGAGCCGGGUGAAAACCGUCGCCGCCUCCUUUGCUCCUCCCGGUCUCGCGAACGAGUCUCGGCGGGACGGAAUAAGGACGCGGAGGAGCCCGCGGUGUCGCGACGCGUCCGCAGGCGCGCCCGGAGCUGAUCGCGGGAGCUGGGAUGGAGCCAGCCAGCGUCCCGGCUUCCCGGGGAAGUCGGCGUGCUCAACGGCGUGUCCGAGAUGGCGAGCGUGCUGUCCAGGCGCCUGGGGAAGCGCUCCCUGCUAGGCACCCGCGUCUCCGCCCCCAGCUCCCUGGCCGACGGGGUGCUCGUGACCGCCCAGCUCGCCGGCUUGCCGGCCGAUCUCAGCCGAGUGUCUUCCCACGCAGCUCCGCGGGAGGACGGACCGCGCAGGGAGCGAGCGGAGGAGAGCAGCCGGGCGCCGCGCUUCCCGAGCCCCAACCGGCCGCAGCUCCACGCGGGACGGCAAGUUGUCGUCACCUAUAGCGGGCAGGAGCGUGCUGGCACCGCGGAGCAGCACAGCCCGCCGAGUGACAAGGUGAAGGUGCUGCUGCCGGAGCAGGGCUUGCCCGGGGGCCGCGGGAUCGAGGAGGCGAGGCCAGCUGAGCUCCAGCGGUCACCGCUGCCUGGGGGCCCCGGGCUCGCCGGCGGCAUGGAGCCGCUCCGCAGAUCGGUUUCCAGCAGCAUCGAUGUCCCAAGGAGGAAGGCCGACGCCACGGUGGAGAUGGACGAGAUGGUGGCCGCCAUGGUGCUGACGAGCCUGUCCUGCAGCCCCGUGGUGCAGAGCCCCCCGGCCAGCGAGAGCGGCGGCAUCCCCCCCUCGCGGGCGGCCUGCGAUCCCUGGAAGGAGAGCGGCGACGUCUCGGACAGCGGGAGCAGCACCACGAGCGGGCACUGGAGCGGCGGCAGCGACAUCUCCACGCCGUCGCCGCCCCACCCCGAGGCCAGCCCCAAGCACUCGAGCGAGGCCCUCAGCUCGCCCCAGGCCGACGACGGCUUUGAGACCGACUCCGACCCCUUCCUCCUCGACGAGCCCGCGCCGCGCAAGAGGAAGAACUCGGUGAAGGUGAUGUACAAGUGCCUGUGGCCCAGCUGCGGCAAGGUCCUGCGCUCCAUCGUCGGCAUCAAGCGGCACGUGAAGACCCAGCAUCUCGGAGACGGUGCGGACUCGGACCAGCGGAAGAGGGAGGAGGAUUUUUACUACACCGAAGUGCAGGUGAAAGAAGAGCCCGCUCCGGAGUCAGCCGCCAGCCCCACGUCGGCGUCGGCCCCCAUCGUCAUCCAGCAAACCCUGGCCAAGCCGGAGGCCCUGCUGGUGGAGCCACCGACGCUGGAGCCGGCGCUGCCGGGCAGCGCGCUCAGCCAGUCGGCCCCCAGCUCCUUCUGGCACAUCCAGGCCGAUCACGCGUACCAGGCCUUGCCUUCGAUUCAAAUCCCAGUGUCCCCGCACAUCUUCACCAGCAUCAGCUGGGCGACUGCCACCUCAACGCUCCCGUCCUUGUCGCCGGUUCGAAGCCGGUCACUGAGCUUCAGUGAACCCCAGCCAGCGACCCAGAUGUUGAAGUCCCACCUGAUCGUCGCGUCACCUCCCAGGGUGUCCCUGGGCACCAGGAAAGUCCGCGGUGAAGCCAAGAAGUGCCGGAAGGUUUACGGCAUCGAGCACCGGGACCAGUGGUGCACAGCGUGCCGGUGGAAAAAGGCCUGCCAGCGAUUCCUGGACUGAGCCCAAAGCCUGCCGGGUGGCGAGCCGCUCCCGCUCCUUCCGCCGAGGGAGCGCCCGAGUCGUCGGCACUGCAGCCGGGGACCUUGGAGGUGUCUCCUGCGACUCCAGAGGAGACCUCGAGAGCUGCCUGUAAAUUCCUCCUGUAUAUUGUACACCUGCUGGGUUGGUUCUCUCUCUCUCUCUCUCUCUCUCUCUCUCUCUCUCUUUUUUUUUUUUUUUAACUCUUUUUGAAAAAGUUUUUUAAACAGAAGUGAAGAAAAUUUCCUUUUUACAGUAAAAAUGGUGGGGGGGCAAUAUGGGGAAGGAAUUUGGUUCCUGGGUGUUCAGGAGAGCUUAGAGGUGAUCUAGGGACCAAAGAACUUCCCAGAUUUCCCAGAUCAUCGCUAAAACCUCCUGGAUUUCCUCAUCGUGGCUGGGAUAGGAUGCUGAGGCAGCAUUCCCUGGUCCUUGACUACCUGGAAACUGCAAAUCCCUUGUACUCUUUAAGGGACAGUGCCGGUAACAAUCAUAGCUUUAAAAAACAUUCAGUUGUUGCUGGCAGCACGUGAAUCCUCCCGACGGCAGGAACCGAGGCUCCUGGCACCACUGCCGUGCUGUUUGCUCGUGUCACGUCGCGCCGCUUGGGCAGGGACCCAGUCUGCUGCAGCCCGAGCCCUCCCGGCUGGUGAUCUGCACCUGUGUUUGGGGAACUUUGAAAGGAAGUCUUUAAUUAGGAAAGCUAUGACAGGUUUUAAAGCGAAACCCCGUAUUCUCAUUUUUUUUAGACUUCUGCUUAGCUCUUUGGAAGCAGAUGGUGUGGUCCUUGCUGUCACUCUUUUAAGCUAGGCUUAAGAAAUUAGCCCUUAAAAGCUCACUGAUUCCUCCAGUAGAGGCAGCUGGUAACCUAGGAGGACUGGGGAAGAUUUUUCCACUUAAAUAUUUGCUUUUAGACUCUCUGGAAGCCGACAGGAUAUAAGCCCAUCUGCUAAAAGAUACUGCUUAUGCCGCAGAAGAGAUGCACCAGAAAAUCCUGAAGUGCAAAGGCAGACUUGAGAUGCCUCACUUUUCCCAACUUUUAUAUAUAUAUAUAUAUAUAUAUAUAUAUAUAUAUAUAUAUAUAUAUAUAUAUAUAUAUAUAUAUUUAUAUUUACAUUAUUCAAACUUCUUUUAGCUUUCUGUCUGGGUAGCAGUAGUCUCUGUGCAGAAGGCGCUUGCCCGGGAGGAUAGCUGGGACCCCAGCGGCCCGCUUCUGCAGCGUCUUCCCAGAUGUUGCGCAGGGUUUGCCCCACGAGUCGCUCUCUGUCUGCGGGUGGCAAAUGUCCCAUUUGCUCUUUUUCCCUUUUUCUUCCCCCUGUGUCAGUAGAGGCGGCAACUGGAUUUUCUGCUGCGUUUCUUGAUAAUUGUAGGCUGUAAACCACAGCCGCCGUGCCAAGAGCGGGUGCCUGCAGCAGGCUGGGGCCUCGGUGGUGGUGAGGACCAUGUGAUUAGUCUAAACUUUCCUUGUUACAAAAAAAAAAAUCGUGGCUGGGAGAAUAUUAUUACUAUUUUUUUUGUUCUCCUGGAUCAACAUGAGCCCUGUUGCUAAAGGGGGGGGGUGGGCAGGCAAAGCAGGUUUCUAUAUAUAUGUAUUACAGGUGCUUGUUGACUUUUUUUUGUUUUGUUUGUAAUUUUGUACAUAUAAACAGUAUAUUGUUUCAGAACCUGAUCUUCUCUUCAGUGUUAACCUGAUGGAUGCACAACUGGCCUCUGGCAAGCAGGAAAAAAAAAAAAAAAAAAAAGCCACGUGUGCCCUGUCCUAGCCCAAGCAGCCUGCCGGGCAGCUGGCAGAAAGCAGGGGUUUAUCCCCUGGGAGCAGCAUGCUGGGGAGCGGAUCUGUGCCAUGAGGCCUGCUAGGAAAUAGUAGAAAAUCGGGCCAUUGAAAACCAGAAUUCACUUAUUCUGAGCUUUUUUUUCACAUUACCUGAACGAUGGGCUAUAAUCGGUGAUUGUGUUAACUCCAAAACAGGUAAAAACCCAAAUUUUCCUGUGGGCCUUGGCUGCGGUCCAUCCGGCAGCCCUUGUCUUGCCGGAUCGCUCUCAGCCGUGGGGCUGCUGGGGUCUCUCCCGCUGCCCCCCAGCUUGCAGCGGAGAUGCUCCCGACGCUGCAGGCGAUGGUCUGUGCGGAAAGGGGUUGACGGUGGCAGCAUCAAGUCUUGCUGUCAGGUGUGAUUCCUCUUGCACAGAUUUUUUUUUUCUCUUUUUCUUUUUUUUUUCCUACCCUGCCCUUCAGUGAGGCUGAAAGUGUGGCUAGCUCUCUGCAGGGAUUUUCAGACAGUUAUUUGGUGCCCCAGUUCAGGCACUGGGGAAGUUCUCUGCCUUUUUAGUUUCCAGAUGCUCCUCUGAAACAAAACUUGGAGCUGUGUACGGAGCAUGAAAGAAAGAAAGAAAAAGAGGAAAAAAAAAAUCGAAUCUGUGCUUUCCUCGGACUUUGUGCCUUUGCUCCCUCAACUUGGCAGAGACAUGGGAUGGACUAGAGGUGUCGCUUUGCCCUUUCUAUGCCGUUUCUGCCCCUUUGGCUUUGAUUUCUCCCUCUUUGGCUUUACCCAAUCCCUCUUUCUUGCUUCGGUUCCCGCAGCUCCCGAGGGCGAGCACUCAGGAAACUUAAAAUAAGCCAUCUGGAGUCGCAGGCGCCGUUCGACGGCAGCCCCGUGAGCCUCCGACAGGGUUUGUCCCUCCGAGCCAGGGUGUAGCGUUGGACAAUCUGGCACCGGCACCCCAAGCCCUUCCGGUCUCUGUUCCAAAAAAUCAGCGUUUUUCACUGAUGGAAGAUUAAGGUUUUUUUUUUUUUAAAAAAAAAAAAAAAAACUAUGCUUUGUUAAACACGAUCUAAAUGCGGGGGAAUGAGUAGAGGGGAGAAAAAGGAAAGUGUAAAUGACUUUGGAAUGAGCAGCUGCCCGCGGAUGUGCGCGGCCGGAGCUCCGGGCCGGGGGAAAAGGCAGAGCGUGCCGUACCGGGCGGGAUGGGACGCGUCCGGGAAAGCCGGCCACGGGCCCCAGCCCCGCUCCUCGGGCUCGCACCUCUCUUACAGUGCCUCAUCCCCCCGCCCCCCGAAUAGCACUUCAUGCCUAGGCGCAAACGGGAGUUUUCUCACUUUGGGAUAUUGUUGUAUCAGGGCCAAUUUAUAACGGGUUUAAAUGCGGGGUGGGAGAUGCUUCUUUUCCCGAGGGCUUUUACGGUACAGACUUAACUGGACAAAAUCGUCCUUACGCUCAUGGCUCUCUUACUUUUUUUGGCGGUUGGGGUUUUUUUUACGGAGAAACUGGUGCAGAAUGUUUUGUAUGACACUUUUUUAAAAAAAAAAAAAAAACUUAGGGGAAAAGAAAAAAUUGUAUUUUUGCAGAAAUGACAGCAGACUUCUACGUCUAUCUGUUUAGCUGGCAUUUGGGUUCCUUCAGCCCCCUUCUCCCCCCCCCCCCUUUUUCCUUUUCUAACUUGCUUCCAACCGCAUCCUGAAUGUUUGACUUCUUCUUUUUUUUUUUUUCCUCCUGACAUGCGAGUCUUUAAAACUUUUCCAAGCUCUUCAGGCCCCAACGGUGGGUAACCCCGGCCGCUGAAUCCAGCCGGGAACGCUCUUCCCCCGUGCAGUGGCCUGCGUGUAUAUGUAUGUACAUAGGAACCUCUCUUGGGCACUAAUUGGAGGCUGCUCUCCCUUUCCAGCCUGGAUACUGUGACACCCCACCACUGCCAAGGGGAGUUGCACCCAAAAAGGAAAACCCAAGUUUUAUUAGCCCAAAGUUAAGGAGAGUUUGGGUAGGUGGAGGGUGCGAUUUGGUCCUCGGUGGAGCGCGGGGAGGAUGCUUGGGGCCGGGCGCUGCGCUCUGGCCAGCCAUCCGGCGAGGCGGGGAAUAUGCUGUAUCAGUGACUUUGUCUUGUUGGAGCUUUUUCUCAGCUGUCUUCCAAGUAUUAUUUUUAUUGUAUAAAAAAAUUUUGUAAAAAUAAAAAUGUGAAAUGUAAUUUUUACAGCAGCACUAUGAAAUAUAUUUUAUAAGAAAUAAAAAAGAAAAAGUUGCCUGA
This is a messenger RNA of Rhea pennata, 5786 nucleotides long. It is a transcript of the gene ZNF395, whose product is annotated as zinc finger protein 395. Gene Ontology annotation, molecular function: DNA-binding transcription factor activity; RNA polymerase II cis-regulatory region sequence-specific DNA binding. Gene Ontology annotation, biological process: regulation of transcription by RNA polymerase II. The transcript has 10 exons. The record is from RefSeq and is a predicted model, not a curated record. Bases 252 to 1754 code for a protein of 500 amino acids. Gene Ontology annotation, cellular component: nucleus. Lineage: Eukaryota; Metazoa; Chordata; Aves; Rheiformes; Rheidae.